Aspergillus puulaauensis is the source of this 1182-nucleotide messenger RNA. RefSeq lists its product as uncharacterized. Bases 1 to 1182 code for a protein of 393 amino acids. The record is from RefSeq and is a predicted model, not a curated record. The transcript is spliced from 4 exons. NCBI's taxonomy places the organism in Eukaryota, Fungi, Ascomycota, Eurotiomycetes, Eurotiales, Aspergillaceae.
AUGAGUACACCUGAAUUGACGCCAGAGCAGCGUAAAGCGCUCCUUGAAGGCCCAGCCAGCGCCCCCCCACCAGGGCAGGUCUCUAAUCUCGAUGAUCCCCCGAAUUCGUAUGUGCAAUGGCGCGCUCUCUUCGUAACCCUCUGGGCGGUGGCUAGUGCAUGCGUUUUCAUCCGCAUAUAUGCAAAGGCGUUUGUGGUUCGGCAGUUUCGAAAGUCUGACUACACUAUGGUCCUCGCUUGGGCGCUUUGUAUGGGAUACUCUGCAGUGGUGCUGCUGUCCGGCAAUGUUGCGUCUGGGGUAGACCAGUGGAAUCUCCGAGUGAAGGACUUAGUCGCGUUGCUUAAGUACUACCAAAUCGGCCUGGUCCUAUUCGGGAUCUGCUCGUUCUUCAUCAAACUCUCCAUCCUCCUGCAGCUCAUCGAAGUCUUCGGCAUGGAACAGCGGGACUACUUCUUCUGGAGCUGCCACGGUCUGAUCUGGAUCAACUUCGUAUACUACUUCAUCGGCACAUUCAUUACCAUCUUCGGCUGCAGACCCAUCGCAAAAGCCUGGGAUCCCUUCAUCACGGACGGUUCAUGCAUCGAUCGGUUCGUCCUCGUCGUCACUUCAUCGGCGCUCAAUGCCGUGUCUGAUAUCUUGAUGUUUAUCCUUCCCCAGGGCCGCAUAUGGAGCUUGCGCGUUCCGCUUGGGAAGAGGGUUGCUAUCUCGGCAGCCUUCUCGUUUGGUUUGAUGUGCGUAUCCCUGGUCCUCGUAUUGUCAGAGUCUAACCCACCUAGGGCCUGUGUUUCUGGCGUGGUGAAACUCGCCUACGCUGUAAUCAUGAGCAAAACACCCAACAACACCUCCUACUACGUAAACCUAGUAGGGCUGUGGACAAUUCCUGAGAUGGCCGGCGGCAUGAUCGCCGGAUGUCUCCCCUCCGUGCCAAAGAUCAUCCAGGUGGCCCUGCGGAGUCCCCUCGUAUUGAGAUGGCGCAGCUCAUUUCGCAAUUUGAUCCCUUCGCAUACGGGGCGGCGUCAGAGCGGGGCACAUUCCCAUGGUAAUGAGCCGAUGCAGAGAGUUAUCCGGAAUUCUUUCUCAGGGGUUGAUCGUUUUCCGUUGUCUUCGUUUAAGAGUCCGAUGGGCACUGCGGCUUCAAUUACUCAUUCUGUGGAUUCGAUCACGGUUGGUUCGGCGGUUUAA